AUGGCUACUGGAAAUAUCUCUUUUGUGACUGAAUUUAUACUGGUGGGAUUAACAGAGCACCCAGAUCUCCAGCUUCUACUGUUCUUCCUCUUUCUAGCAACCUAUGUGUUCACCAUCCUGGGAAAUUUGGGGUUGAUAAUUCUGAUUGGGCUGAAUUCUCACCUUCACACCCCCAUGUACUUCUUCCUCUUUAACUUGUCCUGCUUAGACUUCUGUUAUCCAUCUGUUUUUACACCCAAAAUGCUGAUCAACUUCAUAUCAAAGAAGAGUAUUAUCUCCUACUGGGGUUGCAUGACACAGUUCUUCUUUUUCUGCAUUCUUGCCAUCUCUGAGUGCUACGUGCUGACAUCAAUGGCCUAUGAUCGCUAUGUGGCCAUCUGUAACCCACUCUUGUAUAACAUUGCCAUGUCCCCUAAAGUGUGUGUCAACCUUAUUCUUGGUUCAUACUUGAUGGCAUUUUCUUGUGCUAUGGCCCACACUGGAUGCAUGCUGAGACUGACCUUCUGUGAUGUCAACAUCAUCAACCAUUUUUUCUGUGACAUCCUCCCUGUGCUCCAGCUCUCCUGCACAAGCACCUAUGUCAAUGAGCUGGUGGUGUUCGUUGUGUCGGGCAUCAACCUCAUUGUGCCCAGUCUCACCAUCUUUCUGUCUUAUGGUUUCAUUCUCUGCAGCAUUUUCCACAUCGAUUCCAUUGAGGGCAGGCUCAAAGCCUUCAGGACAUGCAGUUCCCACAUAAUAGCUGUUUCUGUUUUCUUUGGAUCAUUGUCAUUUAUGUAUCUCCAGCCAUCCUCUAUUGGGUCUGUGAAUGGGGGAAAAAUAUCUUCUGUCUUUUACACCAAUGUGGUUCCCAUGAUGAACCCCUUAGUCUACAGCUUGAGGAAUAAAGAUGUUAUACUUGCCCUUAGAAAGACCUUAAGGAGACUGUUUCGAUCAUAA
This is a messenger RNA of Choloepus didactylus (southern two-toed sloth), 936 nucleotides long. Its product is annotated as olfactory receptor 8B3-like. Bases 1 to 936 code for a protein of 311 amino acids. NCBI's taxonomy places the organism in Eukaryota, Metazoa, Chordata, Mammalia, Pilosa, Megalonychidae. Gene Ontology annotation, cellular component: membrane. Gene Ontology annotation, molecular function: odorant binding; G protein-coupled receptor activity; olfactory receptor activity. The record is from RefSeq and is a predicted model, not a curated record. The transcript has a single exon. Gene Ontology annotation, biological process: sensory perception of smell; G protein-coupled receptor signaling pathway.